AUGUCUUUCGACGAUUCCGACCAUGAUGACUUCAAUCUCUUCCAAGAUCCGAAAGAUUUUUACAAGCCUGAGCCUGACCCCACAUCUGCUUCCCACACCCAGUUGGAUGGCAAUGUCAUUACUGUCCGUCUCGUAGGGCACAAUCCGCUAUGGGGCCAUCUUCUCUGGAAUGCUGGUCGAACCAUCUCCCUGUACAUCGAGGAGCACGCCAAAGACUUGAUCUCCAAUCGCUCUGUCCUAGAGUUCGGCGCUGCAAGCGGUCUGCCAAGUCUCGUCUGCAUUCUACACGGCGCUUCCCAUGUUGUCGUGACAGACUAUCCCGAUCCGGAUCUGAUUGAGAAUAUACAGAACAACAUUCAUCAAUCCGUUCCUGACAGCCUGCGUUCAAGGAUAUCAGCAGAGGGCUAUUUGUGGGGAAACGAUACCGAAAACAUCCUCUCACACCUCCCCAUAACCACCACAGAACCUGGCUUUGACGUGUUGAUUCUCGCUGAUCUCCUGUUUAACCAUUCCGAGCAUGCGAAGCUACUCAAAUCCGUACAGCAGACCCUUAAGAGGACUGCCAGUGCCACCGCACUUGUGUUCUUCACUCCCUAUCGACCAUGGCUCCUGGAGAAAGACCUGGCCUUCUUUGAUCUUGCUAGAGAAGGCGGCUUCAGCGUCGAGAAGAUCCUCGAGAAGGUCAUGGAUAAAGUCAUGUUUGACGAGGAUCCUGGUGAUGAAUUGCUGCGUCGAACAGUCUAUGGCUACUCACUAACCUGGAAACAUCUUUGA
This is a messenger RNA of Pseudovirgaria hyperparasitica, 774 nucleotides long. RefSeq lists its product as uncharacterized. The record is from RefSeq and is a predicted model, not a curated record. Lineage: Eukaryota; Fungi; Ascomycota; Dothideomycetes; Acrospermales; Acrospermaceae. The coding region runs from base 1 to 774 and encodes 257 amino acids. The transcript has 4 exons. Gene Ontology annotation, molecular function: protein-lysine N-methyltransferase activity. Gene Ontology annotation, biological process: peptidyl-lysine dimethylation.